Oreochromis aureus is the source of this 1613-nucleotide messenger RNA. Its product is annotated as early growth response protein 1-B. The transcript has 2 exons. Gene Ontology annotation, biological process: regulation of transcription by RNA polymerase II. The record is from RefSeq and is a predicted model, not a curated record. NCBI's taxonomy places the organism in Eukaryota, Metazoa, Chordata, Actinopteri, Cichliformes, Cichlidae. Bases 1 to 1476 code for a protein of 491 amino acids. Gene Ontology annotation, molecular function: DNA-binding transcription factor activity, RNA polymerase II-specific; RNA polymerase II cis-regulatory region sequence-specific DNA binding.
AUGGAUUUGAAUGCGAAAGAUUCUUUCUACCCUCAGUUUGAGAAUUGCAACAGUUCUUCCUUGGGGAUGGAAAACAGCGUGCGGAAAGAUAACCAGGAGGUGUAUGUCGAUGCAGAGCGGGGGGUACCUGCCCAGUUUGGCCACGAAGGAACCCCUGCAACUCUCAAAACCGAAGCUUCCAACUCAGAAUUCGCUUUUAACCCCUGCGAGUGCCCAAAAGACACAUACACCCCCUCCUCGCUCGCCUACUCCGGCAGUUUCUAUGUGGAGGCAUCUCAGGGAGCGCCGUGCAGCACCGAAACACUCCUCAACAUGAUCACAGAGAUCGUGGGCAUAUCCACGCUGCCGCUUUCAGAAGUGCAACAGAGCGGCAACAGUCGGGGAGCUUAUCCGUCGCCUGCGCCGCUGGACAGCAGCAGUGGUAAUUUUGGAGACCCUGGCUCCAAGAGGCAGUCCUACACGUGCUCCGGACCCACUCCUCCUGUGUACUCUCCGGAUCAGACGUGCUCGAGGUAUCCCGACGAUCAGGCCGGCGGCCAGGUCCAAGACCCGUCCUCUUCCCAGCUCAACUUCAGCUCGUCCCGAGCUCCAAACCAGAAGAAGGCUGAACCAAAGUCAGAGGCUGCUUCUUUCCCCGUCGUGGUGAAGAAUGAGUUUGAGAGCAGCUGCUACGAGUGGGGGACCCUUAAUAAGUCUGAUUGUUUGGAGACCAGUUUCCAGACUGAAACCUUCCCGAUGUCGAGCGAUUUCCCCCCUGACCAGCAAAUGGAUGUAAAGGAACUUUUAGACACGUUCCCCCCAAUUUGCCCCAACCCGGAGAUGGAGUUUAAAGUGGAGGAGGGCAUCAAACAGGAGCCGUGUUUCUCUGACACCUGCUCUCAGAGCUACUCCAGCCCCAUGUACAAUAAUUACCUCCCACCCCCGCCGAUGGGCCUCUCCUCUAACCUGAAACCCUUCCCCGAACCUCCACAGCCAUCUAAUCAGUGCGAUUCCUUAUACACAACACCAGCUUUACCGAGCACCAUAGACUCCAUCCUGUACUCUUCCUUGCUGCCAGAUUCAUUUGCCCAAAGUUACACUACCCGCGCUGCGAAGCCCCCCAGGGCCAGAAAGAGCCCUGCCGCCUCUCAUGGCCCCGCCAAAGAGAAGCCCUUCACCUGCCCCAUGGAGAGCUGCGACCGGCGCUUCUCUCGCUCUGACGAGCUCAACCGGCACAUCCGCAUCCACACAGGCCACAAACCUUUCCAGUGCCGCAUUUGUUUGCGCAGUUUCAGCCGUAGCGAUCACCUCACCACCCACACCAGGACUCACACCGGGGAGAAGCCGUUCUCAUGCGACGUGUGCGGCAAACGCUUUGCCCGCAGCGACGAGAGAAAACGGCACGGACGCGUACAUCUGAAACAGAAGGAGAAAAUGGAAAUUAAGCCACAGGUGACCACCGGCGCGUGGCCGUUCACUCUUCCCGAGGGGAUCUGAAGACCAGGUCGCGUGUGCACACAUAACAUGUUAGGAUCUUUCCGUCUUGGAAGAUAAACCAGCUGACUACAAGUUGAUGUCUGAGUUGGUCUGACUGGCGAGCCAAUACCUAACGUAAGAGGUUUUUGCGAAUAUUA